Molecule: messenger RNA, 396 nt
Organism: Anopheles nili
Lineage: Eukaryota; Metazoa; Arthropoda; Insecta; Diptera; Culicidae
Product: UPF0235 protein C15orf40 homolog
Exons: 2
Coding region: 1-396 (131 amino acids)
Cellular component (GO): cytoplasm
Source: RefSeq, a predicted model, not a curated record
AUGUCAAAGAAACCGAUCAAAGGUGGUAAAAAUUCAAAAACCAACAAGGAUCCUGAAAGUUCUGCAACAAACAACGGUCCAGUACAGAGGGAUACAAAGACAGGAAAUUUAAUCGUGAAGAUUUUAGCUAAACCGGGUGCAAAAACCAGCGGAAUCACCGAUGUUAGCGACGAAGGAAUUGGGUGCCAAAUAGCUGCGCCACCAAUCGAUGGUGAGGCGAACACGGAAUUGAUAAAAUAUUUGUCAAAGUUAUUGAACAUGCGAAAAAGUGACGUCAGUCUAGAUCGAGGAUCGAAAUCGCGACAGAAAACGAUCGUGCUCGACAAAAGUGGCUGCCAACAUAGCCCGGAACAGCUGUUAAGCAUAUUUCGAACCGAAGCGACCACGGAAACGUAA